This is a messenger RNA of Zonotrichia albicollis (white-throated sparrow), 666 nucleotides long. NCBI's taxonomy places the organism in Eukaryota, Metazoa, Chordata, Aves, Passeriformes, Passerellidae. The record is from RefSeq and is a predicted model, not a curated record.
UUCUCCACUCCCUGCAUUACCUGACUGUGGCAGUGUCGGAGCCCAGCCCGGGAAUCCCCCAGUACAUGGAAAUUGGGUUUGUGGAUGGGAUCCCCUUCACGCGCUAUGACAGCGAGAGGGGCCGGAUGGAGCCACUGACAGAGUGGGUAAAGGAUUCAGCUGAUCCGGAAUAUUGGGAGAGGAACACCCAGACUGGUGUGAGGAACCAGCACACGGCUGCCAGGAACCUGGAGACACUGCGGGAGCGGUACAACCAGAGUGGGGGUCUCCACACGAAGUUGCGACGCUGUGUCCGUCAUCGCUGCCAUCCUCAUCCUCAUCGUCCUCAUCGGAUUCGGUGUCUGGAAGCUCCAAUCCGGGAGGAGGGACAGGAAUGGAUACAACCAGGCAGCCGGAAAAGACAUGGGAAUGAACGGCUCCACUGCAGCAGGAAUCGCCGCCUGAGCAAUCCAUGGAGUUGGAUCUGGCCCCUUGCCUCUUCCCUGGAAAGCUGCGAGCUGCCAGGAGAGCUCAUCCCGCUGCUCCCACCCACCCCACAGCUCUUGCUAACAGAUCCAUUUCCCAUUUUCCAAUGUUUUAAAGGCAAGAACCACAAAUAUUCACAAUGCUUCACUUCUGGUGUGAAACUAUCCUGCUUUGGGCAAUAAAUCUGGGUUCCCUCCUCCA